GAAAGUGGUGUGGCUGAAAGGUUGUGGGGCCUGGAGCAAGGUCAGGGUGAGCACAUCAAGAAGCCACAGGGAAAGUGUCUGCAAAAGACAGGAAGCAUCCCACUGGACUUCAACAUAGGUCAAGAGGAGCCCGAAGAACCCAGGAGCAAGGUUGUGUGCCCGAAGAAAAAGCAGAAUCCAUGCACCGAGUGUGGAAAUAGCUUUGAAAAAGAUUCCAGCAUCAUUAACCACCAGUGCAAACGCUCAACAGAGAGUCCAUACAAGUGCUCUGAUUGUGGGGAGAGCUUCAAAAGGAGAUCCCACCUCACCUCCCACCAACGCAUCCACACAGGAGAGAAACCAUUUCGGUGUCCUGAGUGUGGGAAGAGCUUCAGGGGCAGUUCUGAUUUGAACUGUCACCAGCGCAUCCACACAGGAGAGAGACCCUACAAGUGCUCUGAGUGUGGGAAGAGCUUCAAAAGCAGUUCCCACCUCAUCUACCACCAGCGCAACCACACAGCAGAGAGACCCUUUCAGUGUCCUGAGUGUGGGAAGAGCUUCAGAAGCAGUUCUGAACUGAAGCGUCACCAGCGCAUCCACACAGGAGUGAGACCCUACAAGUGCUCUGAGUGUGAAAAGAGCUUCAGAAGCCGUUCCGAGCUCAUCUACCACCAGCGCAUCCACACAGGAGAGAAACCAUUUCGGUGUUCUGAGUGUGGGAAGAGCUUCAGAAGCAGUUCUGAACUGAAGCGUCACCAGCGCAUCCACACAGGAGAGAGACCGUACAAGUGCUCUGAGUGUGAAAAGAGCUUCAAAAGCCGUUCUGAGCUCAUCUACCACCAGCGCAUCCACACAGGAGAGAAACCAUUUUGGUGUCCUGAGUGUGGGAAGAGCUUCAGAAGCAGUUCUGAAUUGAAGCAACACCAGCGCAUCCACACAGGAGAGAGACCCUACAAGUGCUCUGAGUGUGAAAAGAGCUUUAAACAUAGAACUAGUCUCAACAACCACAAGCACAUCCACAGCGCACACAAGCUUUAGAUGCACUUCAAGAUGCUGGGAAACUUCAUAAGCGGUUCCAGUCCUGUUACCUACCAGCACAACCACACAAGAUACAGUGCCUGCAGAGUCCUGAACAAGGGCAGAGCUUCAGCCGGAGCCCCAGCCUGGUCACCACCUUUAACUUUCUGUGGUGAUGAACCUUACAAAUCCCUUGAGUAGAGGAAGAGCUCUGCGGUCAAACUGAAUCCUCUUUUCCUUCUUUGCAUGAGAAUUAUGCAUAUUGCUCUCCUUCAGCUGUAGUUGCUGCAUUGAGUGGCCAUAGAAAGGAGAAUCCAGGGUGGGAUGUGUCACAGCCACAGGAAACCC
Messenger RNA from Phasianus colchicus (ring-necked pheasant), 1344 nucleotides. The record is from RefSeq and is a predicted model, not a curated record. NCBI's taxonomy places the organism in Eukaryota, Metazoa, Chordata, Aves, Galliformes, Phasianidae.